This is a messenger RNA of Trematosphaeria pertusa, 1381 nucleotides long. RefSeq names its product pantetheine-phosphate adenylyltransferase family protein. Lineage: Eukaryota; Fungi; Ascomycota; Dothideomycetes; Pleosporales; Trematosphaeriaceae. Gene Ontology annotation, molecular function: dephospho-CoA kinase activity. Gene Ontology annotation, biological process: coenzyme A biosynthetic process. The record is from RefSeq and is a predicted model, not a curated record. The transcript has a single exon. Bases 52 to 1368 code for a protein of 438 amino acids.
CCUCGUCGCCGUUCCUGUCUGCUCGUCUGCUUCCGCCAUCACGCUCAUUUCAUGCUUCUCCUUGGCUUCCGUCGAUUUGGCCUCAUCGUGACUAUCAGGCCCGCCCCGCGUCUCCAGCCCUCUGUGCGACCCUUCACAGCAAUGCCGCCGUCUCUCAAACAGCACCGCGCCCUGCUGCUCCUCCCGCCCGCGCCGUCACCGCCAUCAUACGCGGCAUUGAAGGCAGCGUACAGCUCGCCGCUGUUCACAGUGCUAAAAGAGCUUGCGAGGACGCCCCGGAGGGCGCAGGAGCCCGCCAUUCUGGACAUUGCCUUGCCGUGUCCCCACCUCUAUGGACAGAUAGGCGCACCGAGAGGGCCGCUCUAUGCAACCACACAGAGCCUUGUAGCAGGCCUUUACAAGCUCAUCUGCGUCAUUGCCGCGAAGAACGCAAUUGACACCGAAGAUGCUGAAGGCGUUGACGCUCGCGUCGUUCCCGUUGCGUACCCGCGAGACGGCAAGCUGGAGAGUCCCAUUGAAGAUCCGAUCCCCGAUCAGGAACUCCAGGGCCCAGCUAUCCAUCUGCGCACCCUUGCCCGCAGUCCCAGGGUUUGGGACACGGUCUACUCGGUUGAAUGCGAAGAGGGUGAGGGGGUGCUGCAGAACUUUGUUUCCUUUUCCGCAUCCGAAGCAAACGUGAAGAGAGUCCGGGGCGGCAUAGUGCAGGUCGAAACUUCCGAGCCGGCUGCUGCCACCCCCCAAGAAGCGCAAGCACCGACGAACCAUCUGUCAGUGGCCGUUGGCGGCACAUUCGACCAUCUUCACAUCGGCCACAAGCUACUACUAACCAUGUUUGCCUUUGUGUUGGGCAUAAAGCCCUCGACCAAUGACCAGGGGUCAAGCACACUCACCGUGGGCAUCACGGGCGACGCCUUGCUCAAGAACAAGAAAUACGCCGAGCAUCUGGAGAGCUGGCAGGAACGCCAACAAGCCGUGCAUAAUUUUCUCUCAUCCCUCAUCUACUUCGGACAGCCUGAGGAUAGUAGGAUUCGCGUCCAGGAGCUCAACGACUCGGGUCCGAAUGGGCAUGCCGUUCAUGUCACCUAUCCAUGGGGUCUGGUCGUUAAGUACGUCGAAAUAUGGGAUCCGUUUGGCCCCACGAUUACGGACGAAUCCAUCUCCGCCCUUGUCAUAUCACUCGAGACGCGAAGUGGCGGCGAUGCCGUGAACAGCAAGCGAGUUGAGAAAGGAUGGAGUCCAUUGGAGGUGUUUGAGGUUGCGGUCCUCGAUGCUGGCGAGGAGGAAGCUGUCGACGAGACAUUCCAGAGUAAGUUGAGCAGCACAGAGAUCCGCCGAAUGCGGAGUGAGCGGGUCAAGAACGACGUCUGAUGUACGUGCGGCA